Molecule: messenger RNA, 515 nt
Organism: Caenorhabditis auriculariae
Lineage: Eukaryota; Metazoa; Nematoda; Chromadorea; Rhabditida; Rhabditidae
Source: the annotation of a GenBank genome assembly
AUGUCGUCUAUUCAAAUCAGCACUGGAGCGGCGAUGGAGUUCUCCAGGGAGCAUAAAAUUCGUGAGUUCCAGAUUAAAAAAAACUAUUCACCAAUUUUUUUUUUCCAGAAAAAAAGGUGCAUGACUUCCGACUGGAAAGAGAAAGACAACUUGACCCGAUAUAUUCUGAAAUGAGCCGUCUUCAAGGGCAGGUUAACGAAAAACAGAACGAGUUUGAUCGAGUGACGAACCAAAUCAUCAGUAUGCAGAACUCUGGAGCUUCUGGAAACGAUGUCCAGAACAAAGUGAGCCUUUUUAUCGAGGAAUUUAGUUUAUUUAAUUAAGCCAGAAGUUAAAAGAUAAACUUAUAGUGGUUCACCUUUCAGAGAAAUCAAAGGGAAUGCAUUCGGAACGAGUUGAACGUCUUGAGGGACAGGAGAAACAACCGGGAACAAGAAUUGAGCCAUCGGCGGCAAGAAAUCGAUCGACACUCUCGAAUUCUCAUGGAUAAGCUGCAUCGUGGCGAAGCCGUCUAA